AUGUUCUCAUGUCUGCGUCCAUGUGCUAAAUUCCGUGCUUCGAAUUCUAUUCACUACAUCUAUCUCAUAAUGCCGCCACCGGCUUUCCAGUUUCGGGGAGGCAACCAGCGUUCUUUACAUCAGCCCAAAAAUGAAUUCACCUUUCGAUACCCGCGUCCGGGCACGUCAGAGAGGCCACUUCUACGAACACGUAGGGAAGUUACUCCGGAGCUACUUACAGGAUUCGAUGGAGGUGCCGAAAAACCUGCCAUGAAGUUUGCGCGAUUGGAGAAUCUCAGCGACAGCGAGGAAGCAGAGAUGGACGUAUCAUCAUCGGAUGACGAUGAAGAGACACAUCCUCGCAAGAAGCGCGCGCCGGAGAACGACACUGCUUCUUCUGCGGAAUUGGUUGCUGUAGUUGCGCCCACGCCGAAAUGGUCCAACCCUGAUCCUUACACUGCCCUACCGCCCCCAGAUGAGAGCCAAAACAAAAAGGUGGACGUGGUAAAGUUGAUACGAAAGGCGCGUCUUGCUGCUAGCGCAGCGCAGGCCGCGCAGACCGACGCUGUGGUUUCGAAUGAGGACUUCAUAUCCCUAGCUGGCUUGGUGGAUGAGAACGAGAUCAACAGGGCACCGGAAAAUGCACCCGCAGGCCCCAGAGCUGGGAACCGGAAGAGGACUCGUGACGAUGAGAUGAAGGGCUCGGCUAAAUCGAUCGGAAAACUGGGAAGCAGGUAUCCUCAAGACGGCUCGAUUCUGGAAGAAUGGAAAUCGCGGCAUUCCGAGUCAGGGUCUCCCUGGCUUACGCCACAACCCACAUUGAGUGUGGGCUCAAGACUUCAUAAUGAGAUUAUAUCUUUCUAUCACUGGGUGAAGCCCGUAUCCUACGAGCAGCUUGUGCGAGAAGAUCUUGUAGCAAGACUUCAGGCUGCCUUCCAAAACCGCUAUUAUGGCGUGCAGCUCCGGUCAUUCGGCUCCUUUGCUUCAGGGUUAUACCUCCCCACGGCGGAUAUGGACCUUGUUUUGCUCUCGACCAGUUUUAUACGCGCUGGCGUCAAAACUUUUGGCGAGAGAAAAGGGCAGAUUUAUGCCUUUGCUGCUUUUCUCAGGAACCUAAAUAUAGCUGUACCCGGAUCCAUCGAAACGAUUGCCCAUGCACGUGUUCCCAUUCUAAAGUUCGUGGACAAGUUGACUGGGCUCAAAGUGGACUUGUCAUUCGACAAUGACAGCGGGCUCAUUGCCAACAACACAUUUCAACAAUGGAAAUCGGAAUACCCUGCAAUGCCCGUUAUCGUCGCUGUUAUCAAACAGUUCUUGCUCCUUCGGGGCCUCAAUGAGGUUCCUACUGGCGGGCUGGGGGGAUUCUCUAUCACUUGCCUUGUGACAAGCCUUCUCCAACAUAUGCCGUACAGUAACAUGACACCAAACUUGGGCACCGUGUUGAUGGAGUUUUUCCACUUUUACGGUUAUCUCUUUGACUAUGAAUCAGUUGGAGUUCGUCUGAAUCCUCCAGGCUACUUUAACAAGGUUAGUGCUCUUCCAUUGGAACCCCAACAGUCGCUGACUAGUAUAUUAGCGAGUCUACAACAAAGAUAA
Molecule: messenger RNA, 1575 nt
Organism: Aspergillus calidoustus
Lineage: Eukaryota; Fungi; Ascomycota; Eurotiomycetes; Eurotiales; Aspergillaceae
Source: the annotation of a GenBank genome assembly